GGAAGCGAGAGACAGGGUGACGUGGGCCGAGCGGUGCGACACAAGCCGGGGAGAUGCUGACCAAGUUUGAGACUAAGUCCGCCCGAGUGAAAGGGCUGAGCUUCCACCCGAAGAGACCGUGGGUCCUCACCAGCCUGCACAAUGGGGUCAUCCAGCUGUGGGACUACCGCAUGUGCACCCUUAUCGACAAGUUUGAUGAGCACGACGGUCCCGUCCGUGGCAUUGACUUCCACAAGCAGCAGCCAUUGUUCGUAUCAGGAGGGGACGACUACAAAAUCAAGGUGUGGAAUUACAAGCUCCGGCGCUGCCUCUUCACCCUGCUGGGACAUCUCGAUUAUAUCCGCACCACCUUUUUCCAUCAUGAGUACCCCUGGAUCCUGAGUGCCUCUGAUGAUCAGACCAUCCGCAUCUGGAACUGGCAAUCUCGCACUUGCGUUUGCGUUCUGACGGGUCACAACCAUUACGUCAUGUGUGCUCAGUUCCACCCCUCUGAAGACCUGGUGGUAUCUGCCAGCUUGGAUCAGACUGUGCGCGUUUGGGAUAUUUCUGGCCUGAGGAAGAAGAACCUGUCUCCUGGAGCAGUGGAAGCUGAUGUCCGGGGAAUCUCUGGGGUGGAUCUGUUUGGGACGUCGGAUGCUGUAGUGAAGCAUGUACUAGAGGGGCACGAUCGUGGCGUUAACUGGGCUGCCUUCCACCCCACCAUGCCUCUCAUUGUAUCUGGAGCAGAUGACCGACAAGUCAAAAUCUGGAGGAUGAACGAGUCCAAAGCCUGGGAAGUGGACACGUGCCGCGGUCAUUACAACAACGUCUCGUGCGCCGUCUUUCAUCCCCGCCAAGAGCUGAUUCUCAGUAACUCCGAAGACAAAAGCAUUAGAGUGUGGGAUAUGUCCAAAAGGACUGGAGUCCAGACUUUCCGCAGAGACCACGACCGUUUCUGGGUACUGGCCGCCCACCCAAAUCUUAACCUGUUUGCUGCAGGGCAUGACGGUGGCAUGAUUGUAUUCAAGCUGGAACGAGAGCGUCCCGCCUAUGCCGUGCACGGCAAUAUCUUGUAUUAUGUGAAGGACAGAUUCCUGCGCCAGUUGGACUUUAACAGCUCCAAGGAUGUGGCUGUUAUGCAGCUAAGGAGCGGCUCCAAGUUCCCUGUGUUCAAUAUGUCGUACAACCCAGCUGAAAAUUCCGUCCUGCUUUGCACGAGAGCCAGCAACCUGGAGAACAGCACUUAUGACCUGUACACCAUCCCCAAGGAUACCGACUCCCAGAAUCCCGAUGCCCCUGAAGGGAAGCGAUCCUCUGGUCUGACUGCAGUGUGGGUGGCACGGAAUAGAUUUGCCGUCCUGGAUCGCAUGCAUUCUAUUCUCAUCAAGAACCUGAAGAAUGAGAUCACCAAGAAGGUCCAGGUGCCCAACUGUGAUGAGAUCUUCUAUGCCGGCACUGGGAACCUGCUGCUCCGGGAUUCCGACUCCAUCACUCUAUUUGAUGUGCAGCAGAAGCGCACCCUGGCAUCUGUGAAGAUCUCCAAAGUGAAGUAUGUCAUUUGGUCCUCCGACAUGUCCCACGUGGCUCUUCUUGCCAAGCAUGCCAUUAUGAUCUGCAAUAGAAAGCUGGAGUCCCUCUGCAACAUCCAUGAAAAUAUCCGUGUCAAGAGCGGUGCCUGGGACGAGAGCGGGGUUUUCAUCUACACGACCAGCAACCAUAUCAAAUACGCACUCACCACUGGAGAUCACGGUAUUAUUCGAACACUGGAUCUGCCCAUUUACAUCACACGCGUCAAGGGCAACAACGUCUACUGCCUGGACCGGGAGUGCAGACCUCGGGUGCUGACCAUUGACCCCACUGAAUUCAAGUUCAAGCUCGCUUUGAUUAACAGGAAGUACGAUGAGGUGCUGCACAUGGUGAGAAAUGCUAAACUGGUGGGACAGUCCAUCAUUGCCUACCUCCAAAAGAAGGGCUACCCAGAGGUGGCACUGCACUUUGUGAAGGACGAGAAGACCCGAUUCAGCUUGGCUCUGGAAUGUGGAAACAUAGAGAUCGCCCUUGAAGCAGCGAAGGCUCUGGACGACAAGAAUUGCUGGGAGAAGCUGGGGGAGGUGGCCCUGCUCCAGGGGAACCACCAGAUUGUGGAGAUGUGCUACCAGCGCACCAAGAACUUUGACAAGCUCUCCUUCCUUUACCUCAUCACCGGCAACCUGGAAAAACUGCGCAAGAUGAUGAAGAUCGCGGAGAUCCGUAAGGACAUGAGCGGCCAGUACCAGAAUGCACUGUUCCUGGGGGACGUAGACGAAAGAGUGCGGAUACUGAAGAACUGUGGGCAGAAAUCUCUGGCCUACCUGACAGCCGCCACCCACGGAAUCAACGAUGAAGAAGAGGGCUUGAGGGAGACUUUCGACCCAGAAAAAGAAAUAAUUCCAGAGGUUGACCCUGAUGCUAAGCUGCUGAUGCCCCCACCCCCCAUCAUGCCUCUGGACACCAACUGGCCUCUGUUGACCAUGUCUAAGGGCUUCUUUGAAGGAUCCAUUGGCAACAAAGGUAAAGGUGGAGCCCUGGCUGCGGAUAUCGAUGUAGAUACUGUGGGAGGUGAAGGCUGGGGAGAAGAUGCCGAGCUUCAGCUGGAUGAAGAUGGUUUUGUGGAUGCUGGAGAAAACUUUGGAGACGAGGUGGCAGGCAAAGGGCAAGAAGAGGGCGGUGGAUGGGAUGUGGAAGAGGAUCUUGACCUUCCCCCUGAACUGGAUGUUCCCUCUGGCCCGUCUGGCACAGCUGAAGAUGGAUUCUUUGUGCCCCCAACUAAAGGCAACAGUCCAUCGCAGACAUGGUGUAAUAACUCCCAGCUUCCUGUUGAUCACGUCCUGGCCGGCUCCUUUGAAACUGCAAUGCGGUUGCUCCAUGACCAAGUUGGAGUGGUGGACUUUGGCCCGUUCAAGCAACACUUCCUCCAUACCUUCUCCCGGGGUCGCAGCACCUACCAGGCCCUGCCAGGUCUCCCAUCCAUGUAUGGCUACCCUCAGCGCAAUUGGAAGGACGCAGGGUUAAAGAAUGGGCUUCCUGCUGUCGGCCUGAAGCUCAACGACUUGAUACAGCGCCUACAGCUGUGCUACCAGCUCACCACAUCUGGCAAGUUUGAGGAGGCUGUGGAGAAGUUCCGCCUGAUCCUUCUCAGUGUGCCGCUGCUUGUCGUGGACAAUAAGCAAGAGAUUUCCGAGGCCCAGCAGCUGAUCACUAUUUGUCGUGAAUACAUUGUGGGUCUGACCAUGGAGAUAGAUCGCAAGAAACUUCCAAAAGACACUUUGGAGCAACAAAAACGCAUCUGUGAGAUGGCCGCCUAUUUCACACACUCCAACCUGCAGCCCGUGCACAUGAUUCUGGUGCUCAGAACCGCCGUCAACCUCUUCUUCAAACUCAAGAAUUUCAAAACAGCGGCUGCUUUUGCCCGGCGACUCCUAGAACUCGGCCCCAAGCCAGAGGUGGCCCAGCAGACCCGAAAAAUAUUGUCCGCUUGUGAGAAGAACCUGACGGACACCUAUCAGCUCAACUAUGACAUGCACAAUCCCUUCGACAUUUGCGCUGCCUCUUACCGGCCCAUCUACAGAGGGAAACCCGUGGAGAAAUGCCCCUUGAGCGGCGCCUGUUACAGCCCCGAGUUCAAAGGACAGAUCUGUAGGGUCACAACAGUGACGGAAAUCGGCAAGGACGUGAUUGGAUUGAGGAUCAGCCCUCUGCAGUUCCGUUAAGGACCCAACGUGCGACCCGUCCGGGGCUGCCCUUUUCUCUGUAGUCAUUGUAGAAUGCGCCUUGUGUUGCAUGAUUUAACCCUUUUCUCUUUUUCCUGCCCUAGAAACUUGUCACAGUGUGUAUUAGCUGUGGGAAUAAACUAACUGCUCUGUUCUCUCAAGAAACAAGACCAAAUAAAGAUUAACGGAAAAAAGAA
Molecule: messenger RNA, 3925 nt
Organism: Xenopus tropicalis (tropical clawed frog)
Lineage: Eukaryota; Metazoa; Chordata; Amphibia; Anura; Pipidae
Gene: copa
Product: COPI coat complex subunit alpha
Biological process (GO): endoplasmic reticulum to Golgi vesicle-mediated transport; vesicle-mediated transport; intracellular protein transport
Cellular component (GO): Golgi membrane; COPI vesicle coat; Golgi apparatus
Molecular function (GO): structural molecule activity
Source: RefSeq, marked provisional